Molecule: messenger RNA, 1020 nt
Organism: Exophiala aquamarina CBS 119918
Lineage: Eukaryota; Fungi; Ascomycota; Eurotiomycetes; Chaetothyriales; Herpotrichiellaceae
Exons: 1
Coding region: 1-1020 (339 amino acids)
Biological process (GO): maturation of SSU-rRNA from tricistronic rRNA transcript (SSU-rRNA, 5.8S rRNA, LSU-rRNA)
Cellular component (GO): preribosome, small subunit precursor; nucleolus
Source: RefSeq, a predicted model, not a curated record
AUGGCUCAUUAUAGCCCUGAACCACAAAGCGGAGAUCGGUCCAGUCUCGACAGAAAGCGGCCACAACGAAGAGAUCCUGCGAGUUCGUAUCGCCCAUCCCCAUCAGAUCGCUACCGACCAGACCGAACCAGACAGUCGGGAAGGGACCGACCAGCGGAUCUAAACAGACUUCAACAUCGCAACACCGAUGCUUUCGGCAGUCAGCAUCGUCCUCGGAUGCAACAAGCCAGACAGCCCCCACCUUUCAAAAGACCUGGUGUCUCGAGGACUAAGCAUGCCCGCACUACGAACCCCUCUACCCGUAUUCAUUCUCUCAAGAAGCUCCUCAAUGGAUCUAGCAGUCUUCCCAUGACCAUACGUCAGGAAAAAGAACGGGAGCUUGCUGCCUUGCUCCUGGAUCAAGAGAAAGCCCGGAUGGCUGAAGAUGGUCGAAAGAACUUACAGAAAUAUCAUUUUGUACGCUUCAUAGAGCGGCAAAAAUCAGAGCGUACUUUGAAGAGGCUAAUUCGACGCCGGGACAACUCUGACGAACUAGACGACACUACUAGAAAGCAACUUGAAAAAGAGAUACACGAAACAGAGGUGGACCUAAACUACACCAAGUACGCUCCGCUCGGAGAAAAGUACAUCAGUCUGCUACCCAACGAAGAGAAACGUAGGGGCAAUCUUUCUAUGGCCUCAGAUGAUAGCUCUAUGCUUAACUCGGAAGAGACAGACCACUUGAUCAGUUUUGAGGAUGACCAGAGCAACCUACUGAGGCUAGUUCCAGGUUCGAAACCUCCGAUGUGGUAUCGAAUUGAAGAAUGUAUGCUUGAAGGCCAGUCGAAACUAGAAGCUUUGCGGGACGGCAAAUUGAACGCUAGGCCCAAGUUGGACAAGGAGUUGACAGCUGUUGGCAGCAAAGACGAAGGAGCUUCACGACGUGUGCGAGAUCCAAUUUUGAGAGAGGAGGACAUGAUAGAUCCGGCAGAUCUAGACACUGACGAGAACAUGAGCGACGGUGGCUUCUUCGAACGCUGA